AUGGCGUCUUCCGGCGACACCAUGUAUAUGGCUUCGUAUCCUCCUCACCAACCCCAGAAUCAGCCUCAUCACUAUCCCGUGAACGUCGAUAUGGCCAGGGGUUUGGGUAGCAACAACCCCUACCAUCGCUACAUCUCUCCUUCUCCUACUCCUUCUCCUACUCCUUCUCCCUCUUCGUCCACUUCGACUCUCAACUCUCUCAGUUCUCAACGCUCGUCUUCUCUGCCUUCGGUCUACUGGUCUGGUGAACUCGAACACCAGCCAGUAGAGCCAAGGAGAAGACGUAACCUUCCAACGUAUCACCAUAGGUACGCUCAAGGCAACCGCAAUCGCGCCAGUUACCCACGCGGAUCGCUUCUUGUCAAUCCAGAUGUCAUUGAUCGCCUGGACACUGCGGGUGUCUUCCAUUACCACCAUGAGAGCCCAUACGACGCCGUCUACGCGGAAAGAAAUCACGACGCCAAAACCAGCCCGAUUGCAGCUCUCGAAAAAUCCACCGAGGAGGCUCUCAAAGCGACGCCAAAGGACAAGAUCGCCGAUUGUCUCAACAGCCAUCGCCCCUUGGAUGGAGUCGCAUUCUAUCCUCCUGGAACUACAGACAAGGAAGGACGAACCUACGAGUACGAGGAGGGCACCAACAUGAUGAACGACUAUGGCAAUUUCGUUCGCUUCCCAGGCCUGAAAUUUACCGAAGAAGACUUCAGAAAGGAUCCAUUCUACAACGGCCCGCUUCCAAAGCCGUUCGAAAUUAUCCGCAAAGCAUUCAGCCGUCAUUGUCGCAGUUGGAAGCGCAGUAAAACCGCCUGA
Molecule: messenger RNA, 807 nt
Organism: Aspergillus thermomutatus
Lineage: Eukaryota; Fungi; Ascomycota; Eurotiomycetes; Eurotiales; Aspergillaceae
Exons: 2
Coding region: 1-807 (268 amino acids)
Cellular component (GO): cytoplasm
Source: RefSeq, a predicted model, not a curated record